This is a messenger RNA of Rhopalosiphum maidis (corn leaf aphid), 1658 nucleotides long. RefSeq names its product glyoxalase domain-containing protein 4. Lineage: Eukaryota; Metazoa; Arthropoda; Insecta; Hemiptera; Aphididae. Bases 393 to 1253 code for a protein of 286 amino acids. The record is from RefSeq and is a predicted model, not a curated record. The transcript has 8 exons.
ACUCUAUUCAAUACUACUCUAUUAAGUAUUUAUUAUUUACGUUUGAUUCUUUAGCUUUCCAUUUUUUAUUAAGUUUUGUUCGAAAUUUUAGCAAAUAUACAACAUAAAAAAAGGUUUACUACCAAUUUGAAAUUAAUACUUAAUGUUAAUUAAUACAUUUAGAUUUAAGUGAAUUACAAGAUAAUUCAGUUUUUCUAGCUUUGAAAGUAUAUUUAAUUUUAAAUAUUUUUUGAAGUUAUUGUAUCACAUUUGGAUUUAUAUCUAGUAUUAUUAAGAUUAAUCACAGUGAACCGGUUUGUCUGCCUGACCCCCUCCAGCAUUACUGUGUACCGUAAAGUGUGUAGUGUGUACACUAGUGUCCGGUGUUUGAAGCAUCUACUAUCUGACCAAAGAUGGCUGGACGUGCAUUACAUUUUGUGUUCAAAAUAGCCGAGAGAACCAAAACCAUGAAGUUUUAUAGAGAACUUUUGGGAAUGAAAGUACUGAGACACGAAGAAUUCACUCAAGGUUGUGAGGCGGCAUGCAAUGGCCCAUAUGACAACCGUUGGAGUAAAACUAUGAUCGGAUAUGGACCAGAAGAUACUCAUUUUGUAAUUGAACUUACUUACAACUACGGUGUUGAUGAUUACAAGCUUGGAAAUGAUUUCCUUGGAAUAACACUAAAAUCUUCAAAAGUAUUAGAAAAUGCUAAAUCGCUCGGUUGGCCUGUUGAAGUUGAAGAUAACAUGUCCUAUGUUGUAGCGCCAGGAGGAUAUAAGUUUUAUGUGAUUGAUGAACCUCAACCUGUUGAUAAAGAUCCUGUUGUAAAUGUCAUGUUAUCGUCUACUAAUUUAACAAAAUCUAUGAAAUUUUGGAACGGUAUACUUGGCUUAAACAUUUUCAAUCAAAAUGAAUCUUUAAUUGAAUUAGGAUUUGGCGAAGAUCAAGCUAAACUGAAGUUAAGAGAUAUUGGGGAGCCAAUUAAUCAUGCCACAGCAUAUGGAAGAAUAGCAUUUUCAGUUCCUACGUCUGAUUUAGAAAGUUACCAAGAAAAUGCUAAAAAUAAUCAAUAUAAAAUUUUAACUCCUUUCGUAACCUUAGACACACCAGGAAAAGCUUCAGUGUCCGUGGUAAUUUUUGCUGAUCCUGAUGGACAUGAAAUAUGUUUUGUUGGAGAUAAGGAAUUUCGUGAGUUAUCUCAGUUUGAUCCAAAUUCAGAAAAACAAUUAGAUAAGUAUAUUGUUAAAGAUGAAGCAAGAAAAUUGAAAAAUUAAAUGAUUGUGAUUACAAAAAUUUUUUUAAAUUUAUAUAAUCAACAUAAUAUUAUUAUUUUUAUAGUUUUAUAAAUUGUUAUUCAUAAAAUAUUAUUUAAAACAAUGGAUUAAUUUAUUUUGAAAAUUAUAGACUAUAAUUUUAAAAUCUUAAUGUAAUGUUCAAAAGAAAUAUCAUGUUAAUGUUAAUCAUUAUGUUUGGCAUUAGGUCUAUUCAUUUUAUACUCAAAAAUAUAUUAUUUAAACCUAAUAUAAUACGAUUAUUUAUAUUUCAGAUGAUUAUAAUUUAUAAGUUAUAACUUGAAACUAUAAACAUAUUUAGACUUUUAAUUGCAAUGUUUUUAAUAAAUAUGUAAACUUUUAAACUUUUAAAUAAUAUAACGUAAGUAUGGUUCUUUCUUUUUAUAA